AUCAACGCUCUUUCCCUACCGACCUUUUGACCCAAUUUGGGAGUGGCCGAGUGGGAGCAGAGACUCUUGAGCUUCCCGCGUUUGUUUCCCCUUUGUCUAUGCCCAUUAAGACUUCGAUUCUUCUGAGAAGUGAAGACGGAGAAGACAUUCUUCUCUAUUAAGACUUCUGAGAGCUACAUGGACAGACGAACAUAGGAAAAGGAGUUGAAGGGAUGGGUUCGGGAACUUUUCUCAAGCUGACUGCUGAGAUCUUAUUUGCUCGGUAUGUAGGCUCGUGAGUCGUGACCACGGAGAACCUAAACCUCGGAUUCUCUUUCGUUCUCUCUUUUUCUUUUUUCUCAUCUUCGGCAAUCUUUUAUGCAUGAAUUCAUUUUCUUGAUGUUUCCUGAGUUAAUUUGACGAAGAUUCCUUUGUUGCUAAGAUUUCUUUUUCAGAAAGGGGAGUGAAUUUGGCUGCCUUUAUUCACUAUGAUCUAUCCCUUAUAUGCUUCAAUCCGAGCCAUAGAGAGUGGGUCGAAGUCCAACAUCCAGCAGUGUCUCACGUAUUGGGUUCUGUUUUCUCUGAUAGCACUCUUGGAGUUUGCACUUGCAAAAAUAUGUGUCAGGCUCCCAUUCUGGCCUCAUGCAAAGGGGAUAGUGUCAUGCAUGUUGGUGGUACCAUACUUUGAGGGUGCUGCUUAUGUCUAUAAACGAUUUUUUAGACCACUUCUUUCCAUGAGGCCACUAACAUCUAGCAUAUGGUUCAACCUGAAGAGCUUUAUCUUCACUACACAAGAUGACUUCUUGAUCUUCACUACAGAAGGUGACUUCCUUGUUGCUGCAGAGAGAUACAUCAGAGAGAAUGGAUCAGAAGCACUGGAGAAACUCAUCGUUGGCAAGGGUGACUUUGAAAAGCCAAAAAUUGAUAGCUUGGAUGGGGAACCGAUUGUGCCAACCAAUUCAAAGAAUGCUCAAAGAGAAUGGAGUUGUGCUCUCUGUCUGGUGAGCACUUCCAGUGAGCAAUGUUUGAAAAAGCAUGUGCAAGGGAGAAAGCACAAGAAUAAGGAGGAGGAUCUUCUAGCAUACAAGAUUGGAAAUGGAAAGAUGGACGAACCUGCUUUGAUGCUGAAGAGAAUCAGUAAUGUUGAUGAAUUCAAAGACUUGAACCAGGCCAUAAUGCUCAAAAUGGAAUGGCUAGCUAACACCCCAAUUGGUAGACCAAUUAGGUGGUGCAGAUGGGAGAAGCCCAUGUUAGGAUGGACAAAAUUAAAUACAGAUGGAUCUAUUGAUCCACAGAAUUCUGGUUUAGGUGGGUUGCUGCGGGAUCACAUGGGCAAUCCAAUCUGUGCCUUUGUUACCAAGGCCCCUCGAGAUGGAAUCUUCUCACUGGAAUUAUGGGCUGUUUGGAGGGGCCUUGUUCUUGCGUUAGGCCAGGGAAUUAAAGAUAUCUGGGUUGAGUCCGAUUCAAUGAGUGUUGUGAAGGUCAUCAAUAAAGAGUGGCCUCAUCCUCAGAAAGCAGGUAGCUGCUUGAAGCACAUAUGGGAGAUGCUAAGAAAGUUUGACAAGUACCGAGUCUCGCAUUCAUGGCGUGAAGCCAACCGAGCUGCUGACCAUCUCGCCAGGAUGGAUCUUCCCAGCAAUGAUGUAGUAUUAUGGCCUGUUGAUUUUCCCGUCUCCCUUGUUGAUAUCAUCAAGGAGGAUGCCCUAGGAAAGGAAUACCGUAGAAGGCUCUAAAUUUGUCUUCUCGAUUUGAUUGCAAUUGUAAUACAAGUUUGCAGCAACCCAGGUUUAACACUGAUGAUUUCGCAGA
Nelumbo nucifera (sacred lotus) is the source of this 1788-nucleotide messenger RNA. RefSeq lists its product as uncharacterized. Gene Ontology annotation, molecular function: nucleic acid binding; RNA-DNA hybrid ribonuclease activity. NCBI's taxonomy places the organism in Eukaryota, Viridiplantae, Streptophyta, Magnoliopsida, Proteales, Nelumbonaceae. The record is from RefSeq and is a predicted model, not a curated record.